Molecule: messenger RNA, 6502 nt
Organism: Dicentrarchus labrax (European seabass)
Lineage: Eukaryota; Metazoa; Chordata; Actinopteri; Moronidae
Gene: ppp1r9a
Product: protein phosphatase 1, regulatory subunit 9A
Exons: 19
Coding region: 634-4035 (1133 amino acids)
Biological process (GO): neuron projection development; actin filament organization; calcium-mediated signaling
Cellular component (GO): dendrite; actin cytoskeleton; postsynaptic density
Molecular function (GO): actin filament binding
Source: RefSeq, a predicted model, not a curated record
ACUGAAACACACGCCCAUAAAUGCCACAGUAGAUCACAAACAGGCCUUGGGGGGGUUGGUGGAAAUGGCUAACCAGAUUUUAUGCUUCUCUGGUCUGACCUUGGGCAGGCUGAAGUCUCAGGAGUGAUGCCUUAGUUAAACCGCCCUUGUCCCUCUAAUUGCUCUUGCUAACUGAAGCCUCUAGCUAGCUGAGGCAGAAACAAGGGAGGGAUGUGCUUUAGUUCUGUUGAAUCAGCUUUGUAUGUGCAUGCCGUCCGGAUCAGGAGGAAUGCAUGUGCUUCUUUGGUGUUCCUAGGGGAAGCACAGACAACAAGGAUUGCUACUGUUUGGACCACAGCUUUGGUAUUCUGCCCAUGAUGCAUUUGAGCCUCGUUGUUCUAAACACAGACCUGGAAGUGAAAGUAGUCCCAUGUCACAACAAGCAGAAGGCGAUGGCUAAGGACAGGAGUGCACAUGAAACAGCCAGUUCACUCUUCCAGCGCUCUGUAAAGGUGUGAAUGGGCCUGAAGGAACUAUAACAUCAGCUGGAUCAGAUUAUUCAGCGCUGCAGUAGGUCAAACUAGACUCCUCACUCCCACAUUCUAAUGAGGCCACGGCGAUGCUGACAUCCCCUCUGAAUCCAAAGACAUCAUCAUGCUGAAGACGGAGGCCUCGGGGGAGAGGACCAGCCUCCGGAGUGCCUCCCCCCACCGUAAUGCCUACCGGGCUGAGUUUCAGGCACUCAAAAAGGCCUUUGACCAGCCUCGGAUUGAUGGAGACUCCAAGCCCAAAGACCUCGAACGGGUGAAACAACCGAGGGGCCGCCAAUAUGGCAGCCAUGUUAGUCGCAUUAAGGACAUGUUCAUGCAGAUGGGCUCUGAAAAUACCUCAGCUAAGGCCAAGGGUUGUGAUGAUACCUCGCCGCAAAAGCUGGUCAAGCCCACUAACUUCAUCAACAAGGCUGAUGGAUCAGUGAUAAAACUCCAGCAUUCCUCAUCAACUGACAGGAUUGGAGGUGCUGGAGCAAAGUUCUCUGAAACCAGGAAGCUGUUUGAGCAGCAGUCACGUGACCAGUCCCAAUCACCAGUCUUUCCGUACGGACGGGAUAAAAGAGGUUCCCAUGAGCACCUCGAUGACUGGCGAGGUGCACGGUCUAAUAGAGGCAGUACAGACUCUUUGGACUCGCUUUGCUCCAGAACAGAGGCGUCCUCGCCAACUGUCAGUCAACUCAGUGCUGUUUUUGAAAACGCAGACCACAACAACCAAGGUGCGGCCUACAGAGGAGUUAGCAGACGGGCCCUCUACUCACCAGACGGAUUCCAACGCCACGGAGGGGACCUCAGCGAGGAUGACUCACGACAAUCUCCAGUUCGUGGAAACAACCGGAGCAAGAUAGGGGAAAAGUUUCCCACAUCCUCGUCUUCUGAGGACCUUCUAAGCCCCAGUCCUGGGACAGAGACUUCGGAGCUGAAACCCUUACAACAAGGGGAGGAAGCCCAAGACAAAGCUGAAACUACGGGUGGAGAUAGACGGUGUCUUCCUGGGGUCACCACCAAUGGAAGCCAGGUUAAUGGUUCUUAUGUAGAAGAAGAGAAACGUUCAGAAACAAGAAAAUAUAGUGAGGAUCUAGGGGUGUCCAAAGAUGACAAAGCUUUUGAGGAUGCAACCCCUGAGCCAUUGCCGACCCCAACUACACCAGCUGGGGUCAGCCAGGAGGAUGUUGAUGGUUCAAGAGAAGAUAAGCAAUCUGAAUCUCCCAAGGACCAGGUGGAAGAACCUGAUGAGGAAUACACUGGGAAUGAGCGGGUGAUUUUUAACGCAGAUGGGGAUGCCUGUUACCAGGGUUGGGGGGAAAGCUGCACAGAUCCUGAGGAUGACCUCUACGGAGACGAUGAGGACAUUGUCUACGACCCAGGCUCUGACCUGACAGAGAUUCCUGGUCUACCACAAGAAAACAAAGAGGACAUCCCUCCAAAGAGGAAGAUUCGCUUCAGCACUUCUCCCAUUACAGUGUUCAACACCUACUCCAAUGAGGACUACGACCGACGUAACGAAGAGGUGGAUCCUGUGGCCUCCUCCGCAGAGUAUGAGCUGGAGAAGAGGGUGGAGAAACUGGAGCUCUUCCCUGUGGAGCUGGAGAAAGACGACGACGGCCUGGGGAUCAGUAUCAUCGGGAUGGGCGUCGGUGCUGACGCAGGCCUGGAGAAGCUGGGCAUCUUCGUCAAGACCGUCAUUGAGGGCGGAGCUGCUGAGAGAGACGGCCGGAUCAAGGUGAAUGACCAGAUCGUGGAGGUGGAUGGGACCAGUCUGGUGGGUGUCACACAGAGCUUCGCUGCCUCCGUCCUCAGGAACACAUCAGGAGUGGUCAGGUUUGUGAUUGGCCGAGAGCGUCCGGGCCAGCAGAGUGAGGUGGCCACACUCAUCCAGCAGACCCUGGAUCAAGAGAGGAGACAGAGAGAGCUGCUGGAGCAGCAGUACGCCCAGUACGACGCAGAUGAUGACGAGCAGACAGGAGAGUACGCCACAGAUGAGGAGGAGGCGGGGACAACGGUGGCAGGAGGGGAGAAGAGCAUCGAGGUGUUUGACUUGCCUGAGACGGAGGAGAUCUUGUCUCCCUCGGAGUUAGACGCCAACAAACUCUACCAGAAGUUCAGAGAGCUCCAGAUCAAACACACAGUGACCGAGGCCGAGAUCCAGAAACUCAAAAACAAGCUGGCGUCAGUGGAGAGGGAGAAGCAGCGUUGGGAGAAGGAGAAGAGCCAGCUGAAGGCCAGCAUCGAGGAGAACAAGGAGAGGAUGCUGAAGCUGGAGAGCUACUGGAUCGAAGCUCAGACCCUCUGCCACACGGUCAACGAACACCUGAAGGAGGCCCAGGCGCAGUACCAAACUCUGGAGAAAAAGUACAACAAAGCCAAGAAACUCAUCAAAGACUUCCAGCAGAAAGAGGUGGAGUUUAUCCAGAAGGAGGAUGCAGAGAGGAAGCGGCUGGAGGAGGCUGAGAAAGCUCACCUGGCUGAAAUCCAGGGACUGCAAGUCAGGAUUGCAACAUUAGAGUCCGAGCUGAUGCAGCUGAUGAAGCAGAACGGCAUCCAGGUCAACAACAACAACAGCAACAGUGCCGAGAGGCUGAGCGCUCAGCAGUACAGUCCUAGAAGGGCUGCAGCACAAGCCAGAGACUUGAGGGAGUGCUCUCCUCAUUCACCGAGCAAAAAGAAGAACUGCAGAGGAGUGGCCCGAGACAGCAUCAGCUCCACCGAGGGAGAGGUCUCAGAGGGGCACAGCAGUCCAGCACACAGCCGUUCUGGUUCGAUUCGUAGCGUGGCCUCCUGUGAUGCAGGAGCUGCGAUCCUCAGGGCCCCUGACAGUGCAGAGAGUUCCCCCAGACGAAUACUGCACCCGCCUUCCACCACAGGAGCCCUCCAGGAUGGUUCUCAGUCUCCUGCAAUGUCAAGCCCUUCUCACAGUCUGGAGGAACACAGACAAGCUCUGGACCCUGACUCCACAGAGCCAUCAGCAGAGGACAGUCUAGAGCAACUCAAGGCCAAGGGACCCACUUUGAACGAUGAUCUGAGUGCCAGCAGCAGCAGCUCAGUGGAGAUCAGCGGGCUGAUGAGUGAAGCCAAGAUGUCGGGACGCUCACACACCCUGGUGCUCUCCUCAGACGAGAGUCUGGAUAUGAUAGAUGAUGAGAUCCUGGAUGAGGGUCAGUUUUCGAAGCAGUAUCAGUGGCAGAACUGCAGCAUCACAGAGUGGACCUCCCAGCAAGUGGCCCGCUGGCUCAUGGGCCUCAACCUAGAACACCAUAUCCCAGAAUUCACAGCCCAAAAUAUAGAUGGAGAACAGCUGCUACUGCUGGAGAGCCCUGAGCUCAAAGCUCUUGGAGUUACUUCUUCCCAGGACCGUGCCCUGAUCAAGAAAAAGAUCAAAGACCUUAAAGUUCUGAUGGAGAAGGCCAAGAGAAACCGAGAGAAGGUGGAGAAACAGCGCGAGAAGCUACGGAAGAGAGAGCUGGAGCAGCAGCAGAAAGAGGCGCGCAAAGAAAGCGCAGCAGAGUGAAGUGAAUUGUUAGAUCACCUCCCGCUUUACUGUAGCACCACACUAAGUAGCAUCACGAGGAGCAGAACGUCAGUAGGCCCCACAAACGAACCCUGAGGGACGCCUUCUCAGUAGUUCCAUAGUUCUCAGUGGUGGAGCUACACACCCAUCUGUCGGAGAUUGUUCAAUUACUUUUUCACCAAGUAAAUAAAACCAAAAUGAGCAGUUGGAUAAUAGGAUGCUGCCUGACUUAUUUGCCUCAUUUUACACCCAUCCUUUGUUUUUAGCCAUUUAAGAAUUUACUCAGUUCUAUUUAUUUAGCUGUUUAUUGCUGUAAAUCGGGUUUAUUUAUUCAUAUCCAGAUUAAGUCUGUGAAACGUGCACCUCAUCCUCAUCCCAUAUCAUCUUCAGAGCCGUCUAUGUUACCCAUCACAGCACCUUUAGACAUGAUGACCAUGUACAUGUACAGUGAUAAAGACAGAUACAAAUAUGUCUGACGUGCCAUUUUGAUAGACUUGUGUAUAUCCUGUUCAGAUACAUAGAUCAGUGGAAUCGCUCUAUUGCUUUGAUGAAGCACAUGCAGGUCAGCCCUGUGUGGUAGAAUAUAUGAGGCAGUAUUCAUCUCCCGCCACUGGAUGUCCCCAUGCUGCAUACUGUCACUACUGAAAAAGGCAACACUGGAACUGAAGAGGGAGAAACAAACUCUCUCAAUACAAGAACACUGGAAGACUGUAAAUUUAAUCUCUGUACUGACUUGUCCAAUGCUACUUACAGUAAACAUGUACCAUACUAAAGCAGUUCAAGUGUGAAUGAAGACAAGGACAUACUGAACUCACUGGACUGGUUCUAACGGAGACUUCAGGUACAAUAUAGUCAUGAAAUUUGUAACUUACCAAACCCGUACCACGAAAAAAAAAAAAAAAAAGUUAAAAUGAAACUGCUUAUAUGCAUAAUGUUGCUUUGACUCUGCUUGUAACCUGCUUUUGAGCUCUUUUUAUAUUCUCUCUCAAUAACAAAGUAAUGCCCCGCCGCUGCCUUUAGAAAUUCUAGAGUAGUAGAAUUUUUCUGAACUCUACCCGCUUCUGUGUGAGUGUCAAAACACAUACAGUGGACUAAACAUUUCUAAUUGUUAUUUUUUUCUUGACAAAGUUCACCAUGCAAAUUACUUUGGAAUAAUAUUUAGGAAUGCUGCCAUAUAGAGGGACAGAUGCAGUGGGUCCAGAAAUUGUCUUAAAGAUUAUUGUACCUGAUACUACUGAUCUUACACUGGAAAUUGCACUGCAAUACAGUUUUGAUUUUCUUACGAAACCAGUUCAGUAAGACUUAAAACAUUUUGAUUUGCUUGUUAGAUUUAAAAAAAUAUAUAUAUAUACCUUUGAAAUUAUUUUGACAUGUAUUUUAUGCAAUUCUUGUUUUAGGAUUUAUGAAGCUCACUGAGAGACAUGUUCCCUGUGUUACUUCUUUGUCAUUCCCGAGGAUCAUUCCGUAGGUUUACAUUAAAUAUAGAGACGCCAGUGUCACCGUGAUAGAAAUGAAGGCAGCUUUGGUUAUGAUUCCCUUUUGUCUUUGACCUGCCUGGUGCACUGUUAACAGGUUAAGAACAAGAAGAAUAGUAGGAGUUACAGAUACCUCCAAGCAAUGCCACAGUAAUACAGGUAUCACUGAUCUGUUAAUGUUAUUAUUUAUUUAUUUCUGUAUUUAAUGAAGGAACUGACUACUGUUUAUGAUAACUUAUACAAAAUAAGAGUAUUAUUAACACCUAAUAAUGAUUUAUCCAGAAUUGUAUGAUUACUUCCUAUUGCCAAAACAUAAUUAAAAGUGAUUUAGAUUCAAGUGGUUGUCAAAUGAAGGAUUUUAAGAAAACAGUAGUAUUCUCCCAUCGUGCUUGUGGUUUUCCUCUAACACAACCAUAGUGCUGCUCCAGUGCUGCUCAUGAUGUGUUCUUAUGAAACAUUUUGUAACACUUGAACCUUUCUGUGAAUUCCCCCCUCCUCCCUUGUCAAGCCAGUCAGCCGACUGCACUCUUUUGACUCUUUUGUAUGUAUAGUAAAACACUGAGAGCAAUACGCUGUAAGAAUCCUAAAGAAGCCUUGUUUUCUAUUGUGUCAGUGUGUGUGCACAGUUUGUCUGAGGGCUGAGGAGGCUAAAAGGUCAGACCUGAGGCAGAAAUGUGAUUCUGGAUCUUUUCUAUGUGUUUGACUGAGCUUGCCUGGCAUGAUGAAACCAACGUAUGGAUGAGACCCUGGUGCUCCACGGCAGGCGAAAAAACACUGACGUUUGAGUCAUGUCUGGAAGGGUUUGUCUUUCAUGUACGUAAAGAGCAAAAGAUAAUCACCACAAACUGCUAGCCAUGCUUUCACUCUUUUAAAAAAAGCUGUGCUUACUCUCCUCCCCCUUUUUUUGUCAUUACUUUGCUCUCUUUUUGGCAUUCUGAAAAGUUUGAAAGGGCAGCUAUCUGUCACACUGAAUAAAAUGUGCAGUCACUGUC